AUGAAUGCCAUGCAAACCUCUGAAGAUACCAUUCGGAUGGCACUUCUAAACAACGCAGUCUGUCUAGGCUUUGAUCUCGAUCAAUUAGCAAAUUGCACCACUCCAUACAUGUCACCGUUCUUCAGAUCUAUCACGGCGCAAGAUAGCCCACAGGACCUUGUCGCAUCAACUUUCAACACUGCCAUUCCAAUCCAUCUCCAACCAACCAUGGCCCAGAUUCUGGUCCCUCAUCAUGCCAGCCUGGAUCUGAUACCCAUGCCACUCCUCCGAGAACGUGCCAUCAUGAUGUCUUUUGCAAUGCCGGAUGCCUUCAACCUUUGGGACUUGAAGUUGGAUAUCUAUACGCGGCGUGCACUUGUUUGCCGUAGUCAUCGUCCUGGGGGCACUUGUCAACCAUGGGACCAGAAGAAUUGGGAGGCAAUGCCAUGGUUUUUGAAGAAAUGGAGUAUGACAAUUGAAACAUGA
Molecule: messenger RNA, 465 nt
Organism: Penicillium soppii
Lineage: Eukaryota; Fungi; Ascomycota; Eurotiomycetes; Eurotiales; Aspergillaceae
Exons: 1
Coding region: 1-465 (154 amino acids)
Source: RefSeq, a predicted model, not a curated record